Misgurnus anguillicaudatus (oriental weatherfish) is the source of this 606-nucleotide messenger RNA. The record is from RefSeq and is a predicted model, not a curated record. Lineage: Eukaryota; Metazoa; Chordata; Actinopteri; Cypriniformes; Cobitidae.
UGCUCUUACGGUAAUAAAAACAGACCUUUACUGGAAAAUUACAGAGAAAACACUUUUAACCCUUUCGGGGUAAAACUAAUACUAUAACUGAUGUGAGUGAAACAUUUAAUCUCAACACUUUCCAACAGUUUAUCAUGUAUGUCUUUCCAAAAAAACUUUUAAAGAAAGCAGUGGCGGCUGGUGCUAAAAGAUUUUUUGGGGGAAAAUAUGUGAUCAGGUCUUCAGUGAACAUGAAAUGUGUCCGAGUAGAUGAACUUGACUUGUGUUUGCAUGUGUUGUCUUUUACAGGGAGUUCAUCUCUAUGUGAACAAUCUGCCCUACAGCUGGACAGAUCAGGAGCUUCAUAGAGUCUUCUUCACGUUUGGGACCAUCACCAAUGCUAAGGUGGUGAGGAACGGCUGCCGCAGCCGAGUGUUCGGUUUUGUGUGUUUCACAAGCUCUGAAGCUGCAGCUCAAGCCAUUUCAGCAAUGAACGGUCGUGUCAUUGUCAACAGACGGCUGAACGUCACCUUCUCGCGGGUCAUGGACUAGGAUACCAUGGUGUCUGCCAGCGACUGCGACUCUCCUCCUGCAGUCCAGCGCACAAAGCCAACGCUGCUUCCUUCU